This is a messenger RNA of Branchiostoma belcheri (Belcher's lancelet), 1578 nucleotides long. Its product is annotated as cell wall protein IFF6-like. Lineage: Eukaryota; Metazoa; Chordata; Leptocardii; Amphioxiformes; Branchiostomatidae. The record is from RefSeq and is a predicted model, not a curated record. The transcript is spliced from 2 exons. Bases 1 to 1578 code for a protein of 525 amino acids.
AUGGCGCCCUUUAAGCAGAGCACCACCCCCACUACUGACUCUAACCAUGGCUGGUCUACAGUCAGUUCUUCUGCAUUCAACCCUUCAGCAAAGUCAACAUCAAAACCACCAACAUUGUCCCCAACACCGAGCACCACCCCCACUGCUGACUCUAACCCUGGCUGGUCUACAGUCAGUUCCUCUCCAUUUAACCCUUCAGCAAAGUCAACAUCAAAGCCACCGACAUUGUUCCCAACAUCUAGCACCACCCCCACUGCUGACUCUAACCCUGGCUGGUCUACAGUCAGUUCCUCUCCAUUUAACCCUUCAUCAAAUUCAACAUCAAAGUCACCGACAUUGUCCCCAACAUCUAGCACCACCCCCACUGCUGACUCUAACACAAACUGGUCUACAGUCAGUACUGAGUUUCCCUUCGGUUUUCGGUCGACAAGGGUAGAAAGCAAUACUGGGCUUGCUAAUGGUGGCAUUCUCAUGUCUGUGCCCUUGCUUGCCACUUUGUGCGUUUUCCUUGGAUUAUUUAGUAUUUGCACUAUUGUGUUCACAGCAAGGUGCAUGUAUAAGAGGAGGCAUAGAGAUCCUACUCCUCUGAAAAGCUCUACCAACACAAAUGUGACAGACAAGCUCAAUGCUCAUGAGCAGAUAAGACUACAGGGACUUAUAACAAAUGCAGGCAUAAACAUUGAAUCUAAAACACCACAUCAUGAUACAGAAGACAGCAAGCAUAUCUAUAACCUCCCAACAAAUGAUGAUCCUGAUCAAGCAGAGUACGACACCAUAGGUGCCGUCAAUCAGUCAGAAAGUCCACACCAUGGUGCAGGACAGCUUGACAGUUUUGGUUAUUUAGUUUUACCUCCUUCUCUUCCUCCUAGGUCUGAGAAUCAAACUGACUAUCAGGCUGAUUCCCAGAUUAAACCAGCAGAUGCAGCCUCUCGUAGAAUCGGUGGUUGUGACACAUUGACAGAUGAGACAGAGUAUGACGAUGGUGCAAGAAACAGACAGAGUCUUGACAGCUUUGGUUAUUUAGUUUUGCCCCCAUCUCUCCCCCCUAUGACUGAAAAUCAAACUGGCUAUCAGGCAGAUUCCCAGAUUGAAUCAGCAGAUCCGGCCACUCGAACAAUCGGUGGUUGUGACACAUUGACAGAUGAAACAGAGUAUGAUGACGUCCUUAGCCAGUCGCAAAAAUCGCAACCAGAAUCAGAGCAAAUGCAGGAUCUCGGCAACCUUAAUGAUGGCUACGAGGUUCCAUCUCUGUCCCUCUGCCCUGGAGAAGGUCCACAGUCCCACAAACAUGAGGACAGCCGCGUGACAGCAGCUGCCAAAGAUGCUGCAUCUGAUCCGCAGGUUAUGACGUAUGAGAAUGAUUCAGGCUACGAGGUUCCAUCUCUAUCCCUCUGCCCUGGAGAAGAUCCACAGUCCCACAAACAUGAGGACAGCCACAUGACAGCAGCUGCCAAAGAUGCUGCAGCUGAUCCACAGGUUAUGACGUAUGAGAAUGAUUCAGGCUACGAGGUUCCAUCUCUGUCCCUGUGCCCUGGAGAAGGUCAACAGUCCCAAAAACAUGAGAACAGCAGCUGCUAA